CUUGAUUAGGUGUGUUCCAUCCUGCUACCUGGCAGUCUGCGACAAGUUCUAGGCGAUCUCAUCUAUUCAGCGGCUAUGGAUGGGCUGCCCGACGAACGGAAACAGAAGAAGAAACGUGAUUCCGCACAGCUGCGAGUUGCGACAAACGAGGAGUCCACUCAGGAGGACAAGACAAGCAACAAAACCGUAACGAACGGCAUUGCGAUCAACAGAAAAACCGCCAAAAUAAACAGUGCUAGACAACACCAAUCCACGCCCACCGACAAUAUGAGUAAGCAUACCAGUCAGCCUGCACUUGACGGAGAAGUGAGGGCAAAAUCAUCUCCAAGCUCUGGUGGGUCAUCCCCAAGCCCGAGAUCGCGCAGACCGUCUGAUACGGAUGACUCACUGCCCUUGGAAGGGAAGACAAAGACGAAAAAAGUUGUGAAAGUGAUCAGGAAAGUAGAUGGUGCGACGAUCAAGAAAGAGAUGGCAGCACUUAAGGAUGCAAACGAUGAGUUGAAAAGACAGAACGUCGUAGUAUCUGAGCGAGUAAAGGAAUUGGAAGAACAAGCAAAAGUUAAAGAUGAACAGAUUGAGCGAUUGAAAAUUCAGCUCAUUGCUCUCCAGUUUUUGAAAUCGACUGCACAAUCAUCACCACGAGGCAAACGAAGAGCUACCACUUCACUGUGUGAUGGAGCAGCAGCACAAGUGACUGGGAUCAAGAUGAAUAAGCCAGCUACUAAGGGAAAACGAGUGUCUGCUUUAUGGGAGGAGAAGUUCAGGGUAUUUCAGAAACUUCCAGAAGUAGAUCACAAGAUUGUUAACUGAAAGUGUUCGAGUGAUCAUGACAGUUCCUUAUAUCUUCUAGUUGCUGAUUGUUGGAGAUUAGAUGGACUACAAAGAACUAUUUUGAUUUCAGUAGAAUAACUGAAUAUUGCUAGCAGAUAGAUAACUUGUACAAAACUCUGCCAAUUGCUUUGCCUACCCUGCAAACCAGUUUUAUACUAACCAUUGCAGUGGUUUAUAUACUAGUACGAGUAGUCUACCUAUAGCUGUAAUACCUGAUCAAUUUAAUUAACGCACAAGAGCGUCUAACAGAAAUUGAAGUACAGUACUAAC
Corticium candelabrum is the source of this 1101-nucleotide messenger RNA. RefSeq lists its product as uncharacterized. The record is from RefSeq and is a predicted model, not a curated record. The transcript is spliced from 6 exons. Bases 76 to 810 code for a protein of 244 amino acids. Lineage: Eukaryota; Metazoa; Porifera; Homoscleromorpha; Homosclerophorida; Plakinidae.